AUGGAGCGGCGCUCCAAUCCAAACCUCGACCUGCAGUACCUGCCGAUCCUGGACGGCCGACUCGCGGAGCCUGCGCCGAGGCUCAUCUUCCUGGUCGCUCUCAACGCGUUUGGCUUCUCGUACUGCCUGGUCGUCUCCACGCUUGGCAUCGUUGUGCUCCCGUCGGAGGCCGAGCUCCUAUUCCCGCGCGAUGACGCCAUUAUGCUCGGCGUGAUGCUCGCCGCCACCGGCGCCACGCAGCUGAUCGCGCCGCUAGUCGGCUACCUCUCCGACCGCUCGACGUGGCGCUUCGGCCGGCGGAGGGGCCUCAUGCUGGCGGGCGCGGCGCUGGCGUGCAGCGGCUUUGGGGCCAUGUGGCUCUGCCGGCAGCAGCGGCUUGGAGCGGCGUACGUCUGCGCUCUGACGGCCGCGGUCUCGGGCGUCAACGUCAUCUACUCGUGCUACACCGCGCUGCUGCCCGACUUUAUCCCGCCGGCGCACAUGGGCUUGGCGUCGGGCGUGAUGGCUGCGAUGUCGAUGCUCGGAUCGUUCGGCGGCUUCUGGCUCUUUGGCUUCCGGCUGCAGGUCUCGCACGCCUACGGCCUCUACGCCGCAGUCACCGCCGCAGCCGUGGGCGUGACCUGCGUUGCGGCGCCCGAGGCGCCUCUCCUCUCGGCGGCGCCGGUGCGCUGCCGCGAGAUGCUCUCCUCGUGCUCGAUCGACGUCGGCGGCUCGCCCGACUUCUUUUGGGUCUUUCGCGUCGCAGACCCAAAGUUCUACACCUCUCUGCUGGCGAUGGUCGGCCAGCUGUCGGCCGCCGCAGUCGCCCUCCCCGCCGGCCGCCUCUCCGACCAGCUCGGCCGCAAGCCGCUCGUGUACGCCUCCUGCGCGCUGAUGGGCGCCGUCUACGUCGGCUUCACGCUGCAGCCGCCGCCGCCCGCCUCUCUCCGCUGCGUGUGCCACGCCGUCACGGGCGGAGGCGUGUUCCUGUCCGUCGACUAUGCGCUCGCGUACGUCGUCGUGAUGCUCUCCGGCGCAGUGUACGUCGCAUUCGCCGCGCUGCUGCUGAGAAAUGUGCGCGAAAAGUCGCGGAGGAGAGGCGACGCGGCGAGCGGGCUGCUGCGGAGCUCCGACUCUUCGCCCUCCUCUCCAGAGGAGGGAGGGGAGUGA
Molecule: messenger RNA, 1149 nt
Organism: Emiliania huxleyi CCMP1516
Lineage: Eukaryota; Haptophyta; Isochrysidales; Noelaerhabdaceae
Exons: 6
Coding region: 1-1149 (382 amino acids)
Biological process (GO): transmembrane transport
Molecular function (GO): transmembrane transporter activity
Source: RefSeq, a predicted model, not a curated record